AUGGCGUCUACCUCUGCUCCUACAGAGUCGCUUCCGCGCCCCGCAAAUGGAACGACGUUCGUCGACCCUAAGGAUAGAUUCUGGCACAUGUACCUUCAAGAAGCGCAGGUACAAGAUAAGCAAAGGACCGAUCGUUGGAAAGGGGACGCCGACGGCAUUCUAAUCUUCACGGGUCUGUUUGCUGCCACCGUCGCGACAUUCGUCGUUCAAACAUACCCUAGUCUCUCCCCCGAUACUGGAGCAGAGACCGUCGCUAUCCUUCAGCACGUCGCAGCCCUUCUCGCGAACCAAAGCCAACCGGCUGCUGCAUCUUCCUCGUCCGCGCCCUCAAUUCCCAUCUGGUCUGGCCCCGCGCCAUCCGAUGUCCGCGUGAAUGCUCUCUGGUUUCUGUCAUUGAUCGUGUCUAUCAUCGGUGCCCUACUCGCCACGUUGGUCCAGCAAUGGUCCCGUCAAUAUACCCAGGAUAUACAACGGCGCGGCUCUCCCGCAUCUCGAGGGCCUAUACGGCUCUUGCUGUCUUCCGGAAUCGAUGAUUUUCACAUGGACGAUGCUCUCGGGUUCAUUACAUCACUUAUCCACGUUGCGGUUGCCCUUUUCUUCUCCGGUCUUUUGGUCUUCCUGUAUGCCUUGGACGAUGUUGUGGCUUGGUUGGCCAUGGGAGCUCUCGCUUUAGCAUCGUUAUGCUACUUAUCUCUCAGCGUCCUACCUCUCAUCUAUCCGACGUCGCCUUAUCAAACACCUCUCACCUCUCCUCUGAGGUUCGCGGCAAUGGGAUUUGCUGUACUAUCCACUGCGCUUGCGUUGCUUGCAACGAGGCUUGUGUUGGCCGUUCAAACCCUAUCACACCCGGCCCUUAUGAACGCUGCAGAUCAGUUCGGUGGUCUUCAACGCCGCGAUUCUAUGGCCAUGGCCCUUAGCAAUACCUUUCAGAUCACCUUGACAAAGCGCCUCCAACGUAUGACCCGCGGGCGCGUGUCUCUUAUGCAGGAAUCGGCCAGGAGUCUAGGGACAAAGAGCAUAUGCCAAGCGAUUGACGUGCUGUGGCAGCAGAUCGACGAGCCUCGAGAGAUCGCGGAUUUCUGCGAAACCAUACAACAUUUCAUCACCCAGCCCGAGCUCAGAGAAACGGAUCAAGAAGAGCUGACUAGCUUCCUACUUCUUGAGAUAAACAUCCUGACGCGGGUGUGCGGUUUGGUGUCGUCAUUGACACCUGCACCGGGCAGGACAUCCAACGAGGCAGAAACCAAUCGCAGAUUGGCGACCAGUGUCCGUCUGUCGGUUUCCCUUGUACGGCGGCACUUGGAAAGCGGCCAGCACGAUGGCAACGUGUUACAGGCUUUCAUAGCCUUACAUGCGACCCUCAUCACCCUUGUCCCCGAGGAACUACGCCACCAUUGCCAUGUUUCAACCUUCUACCUGGUUCGAUUCCUCCUGCACGAGAUGAUGCCGGAGGUCAAGGCAACUAUCACGAUGCUGAAAUCUGCGACCGUUCUGCGGCGAUUGGACAUCCCGGAGACUUUCCUCCAAGAGAUAGACUACCCCUGCCACACGUACCUUGAGCAGCCCGACCUUCGCCCGAUGUACGGGUCUGCGACGCCGAAGACCCGCUUCUUAGAUGCAGAUGACUACAAAUUGAUAUUUGAGCUCAAAACGGCCAGAGCUUGGGAUUGCGAUCAUUGUCGGCUCACGCUGCUGCUCGUUGAUAUCAUGCAGAGCAGUACGGACGCGCGACCUCUGUUCGCGGACUAUCACAGCAUGAUUAUUCCGCUGUUGCAACUGCUCGAUGAAAAUGCUAAGCGUGCGAUCGCGCGCAAUGAAGACGACUCCCAUCGAGAGCACCCUGCCUACUAUCUGUUCGUCGAGUUACUUAGCAAUAUGAGCUUUGACCACGCCGCCAACACCCCAAUAAAAGCUUUCACAGUGAACGACCCGGAAACACGUAGUGGUCCGAACGCAUAUGCUGCGCUCAGCUUCUACCUGGACUGGUUCAAGCUGUCUCCGAGUCACCGGGUGGUCGAGCGCAUCUUCGAUGCAUUGAUCGAGCGACUUGCGCAUAGCAAGGUGGCCGAAUUGUCUAUGGACCACAUCCAACGAAAGCUCGGCUACCGUUCGACGCCAGCUAAUUGGGAGAUGAAGCGCGCUCGGGGGCGUAUAUGGUUCAAGAACGCGAUCACGCACAAAACGACGGACACGGACAUACGCAUUCGACCAGAUCCAGGAGAACGAGAUGAGUAUGGCGGAGAGAAGGCUUCGUUGCUCGAUCACGAUGGUUCUACUCGUUCGUCCAUCUACGACGAUAUCAAAGAGUACGAUGUGGGAUCGGCCGUGGAUGCCCCAGAUUUUCCCCAACCCCAACAUGGGUAG
Messenger RNA from Peniophora sp. CBMAI 1063, 2364 nucleotides. NCBI's taxonomy places the organism in Eukaryota, Fungi, Basidiomycota, Agaricomycetes, Russulales, Peniophoraceae. The record is from the annotation of a GenBank genome assembly.